AUGCCUGCUUUUCCAGAAGAACCACUUCUAGCUCCAAACCCAGAUCGCUUCUGUAUGUUCCCAAUUCAAUACCCUAAAAUCUGGGAAAUGUACAAAAAGGCAGAAGCUUCUUUCUGGACUGCAGAAGAAGUCGACCUCUCCCAAGAUCUUCACCACUGGAAAUCCCUUACCGACGGCGAACGCCACUUCAUCUCCCACAUUCUUGCCUUCUUUGCCGCCUCCGACGGCAUCGUCUUGGAGAAUCUCGCCGGAAGAUUCAUGAAAGAAAUUCAAGUUUCAGAAGCACGCGCCUUCUACGGUUUCCAGAUCGCGAUCGAGAAUAUCCAUUCCGAGAUGUAUAGUCUACUUAUCGAAACGUAUAUCAACGAUAACACCGAGAAGAAUCGUUUGUUUCACGCCAUUGAUACAAUUCCUUGCAUCGCUAAGAAAGCUGAAUGGGCGUUGAAAUGGAUCGAUUCGUCCGAUUCAUUCGCUGAGAGAAUCGUUGCUUUCGCGUGCGUUGAAGGUAUAUUUUUCUCUGGAAGUUUCUGUGCAAUUUUCUGGCUUAAAAAGCGCGGUUUAAUGCCUGGAUUAACUUUUUCAAACGAGCUUAUUUCGCGUGACGAAGGUCUUCAUUGUGAUUUUGCUUGUUUGAUUUAUUCGCUUUUGAGGAAGAAACUGAGCGAGGAGCGCGUGAAGAUGAUUGUGCGGGAUGCAGUUGAAAUUGAGAAAGAGUUUAUUUGUGAGGCGCUUCCUUGUGCUUUGGUUGGGAUGAACGGAGAGUUGAUGAGUAAGUAUAUUGAGUUUGUUGCAGAUAGAUUGUUGUGUGAAGUUGGGUGUGGGAAAGUCUAUAAUGCUGAGAAUCCUUUUGAUUGGAUGGAAUUGAUAUCGCUUCAAGGGAAAACUAACUUCUUUGAGAAGCGCGUUGGAGAGUAUCAGAAAGCUUCUGUGAUGAAUAGCUUGACUGGGAAUGCUGCUGCUCAACAUGUCUUCAACAUGGAUGAAGAUUUUUAG
This is a messenger RNA of Vicia faba (fava bean), 993 nucleotides long. NCBI's taxonomy places the organism in Eukaryota, Viridiplantae, Streptophyta, Magnoliopsida, Fabales, Fabaceae. The record is from the annotation of a GenBank genome assembly.